Messenger RNA from Andrographis paniculata, 1318 nucleotides. Its product is annotated as F-box protein PP2-A15-like. The record is from RefSeq and is a predicted model, not a curated record. Gene Ontology annotation, molecular function: protein binding. NCBI's taxonomy places the organism in Eukaryota, Viridiplantae, Streptophyta, Magnoliopsida, Lamiales, Acanthaceae. The transcript has 3 exons. The coding region runs from base 174 to 1049 and encodes 291 amino acids.
GAGAAUAAAGAAACUUCUCUGAGAAAAGCUAUGGCGGAGUCGAAGAGAGCAGCGGAGGGCUGAGGAGUAAUCUUCCCCUAUCCUAUCGGAUUUUCCGCCGGCACCAGAAUAUUCUCUAUCAUCGAGGUAACGGAGUGGUGGUGUAGGUGUUCGUUUCUGUGGAUUGUGUGCGUAUGGGGGCAUCGCUGUCGAGUUUGACCUUGAAGGAGUCGGCCAACGCCGGACCUGGCCUAGGGGACAUACCGGAGAACUGCGUGGCGUGCGUUUUCCUUUAUCUUAGUCCGCCGGAGAUAUGCAACUUGGCUCGGCUGAACCGCGCCUUCCGUGGCGCCGCUUUAUCCGACGCGGUUUGGCAGUCUAAGCUUCCCUCCAAUUACCACCGAAUCCUCCAGAUGCUUUCGCAUCCAGAUGCGAAUGAAAAUCUCUCCAAAAAGGACAUAUUUGCGCUCCUCUCCCGCCGGCUUCCGUUCGACGACGGAAACAAGGUGUUAUGGGUGGACAGAUUUACGGGAAGAUCUUGCAUGUCAAUAUCAGCCAAGGCAAUGUCAAUAACUGGAAUCGAUGAUCGAAGGUAUUGGAAUUGGAUACCGACAGAAGAAUCAAGAUUUAACGUUGUCGCCUAUUUGCAGCAAAUAUGGUGGUUUGAAGUUGAUGGUGCAGUGCAAUUCCCUUUCCCACCGGACGUAUACACUCUUUCAUUCAGGAUUCACCUUGGACGAUUCUCCCGAAGGCUUGGGCGCCGUGUCCCCAAUUUUGAUCACACUCAUGGAUGGGAUGUGAAGCCCGUGAGAUUCGGGCUGUCCACUUCUGAUGGCCAAUGCGCCUCAGCCGAGUGCUUCUUAGGCGACCACGGCGUCAAACAUCGUGGCUGUUGGAUCGAAUACAAAGUUGGUGAGUUUGCCAUCAGCAGAUCUGAUCCUCCAACUGAAAUUAAGUUUUCGAUGAAGCAAAUCGACUGCACGCAUUCGAAAGGCGGACUUUGUGUUGAUUCAGUGUCCAUUGUUCCGGCUGACUCCAAAGAUGGACGAGGAGGCAGAGGGGCAUCUUAGGUGACUUUUUGGUAUGCCUUCUACCUUCUUCAAUACAUAAUAUAUAUUCAUACAACCGUAUAAAUUUGUGUGGUUGGUUACUAGGUUAUAAGAUUUUGUGAAAAGCAUCAUCCCUUGUGUAGUUAUUUGUUGUCUGGUCUCUGUUGUUGGCAGAUGCAAUUUUGUUGUCUUGAGAUGCUUUUGUAUAUCAGUAAUAUCAAUAUAUAUCUUGGUGCACGGGUGACAAAAAAUUUUAUUUUCGAUCAUAACUUUAUGGCUUAAUUUUCAUU